This is a messenger RNA of Postia placenta MAD-698-R-SB12, 1316 nucleotides long. RefSeq lists its product as hypothetical. The transcript has 7 exons. NCBI's taxonomy places the organism in Eukaryota, Fungi, Basidiomycota, Agaricomycetes, Polyporales, Adustoporiaceae. Gene Ontology annotation, molecular function: ubiquitin protein ligase binding; protein tag activity. Bases 42 to 1187 code for a protein of 381 amino acids. Gene Ontology annotation, cellular component: cytoplasm; nucleus. The record is from RefSeq and is a predicted model, not a curated record. Gene Ontology annotation, biological process: modification-dependent protein catabolic process; protein ubiquitination.
CCUUCCGUAGUUUCUCAUUGUUACACCCUUCUCUAUCAACCAUGCAGAUCUUCGUGAAGACCCUCACCGGCAAGACAAUCACGCUUGAGGUGGAGUCCUCGGACACGAUCGACAAUGUGAAGGCAAAGAUUCAGGACAAGGAGGGAAUCCCGCCCGAUCAGCAGCGCCUCAUCUUCGCUGGAAAGCAGCUUGAGGACGGACGGACGCUCUCGGACUACAACAUUCAGAAGGAGAGCACUCUUCACCUCGUCCUGCGUCUGCGUGGCGGUAUGCAAAUCUUUGUCAAGACUCUCACGGGCAAGACUAUUACGUUGGAAGUGGAGUCCUCGGACACCAUCGACAAUGUGAAGGCCAAGAUCCAGGACAAAGAGGGCAUCCCGCCAGACCAGCAGCGCCUCAUCUUCGCUGGCAAGCAAUUGGAGGAUGGCCGCACUCUUUCCGACUAUAACAUCCAGAAGGAGAGCACGUUGCAUCUUGUCCUGCGUCUCCGUGGUGGGAUGCAGAUCUUCGUCAAGACCCUUACGGGUAAGACCAUCACGUUGGAGGUCGAGUCUUCGGACACCAUCGACAACGUGAAGGCGAAGAUCCAAGACAAGGAGGGUAUCCCGCCAGACCAGCAGCGUCUUAUCUUCGCGGGCAAGCAGCUCGAGGACGGCCGCACGCUUUCGGAUUAUAACAUUCAGAAGGAGAGCACCCUUCACUUGGUGCUCCGUCUUCGUGGUGGUAUGCAAAUCUUCGUUAAGACGUUGACUGGGAAGACGAUCACUCUUGAGGUUGAGUCGUCUGACACUAUCGACAAUGUCAAGGCGAAGAUUCAGGACAAGGAGGGCAUCCCUCCUGACCAGCAACGUCUCAUCUUCGCUGGGAAGCAGCUCGAGGAUGGUCGUACACUAUCCGACUACAACAUUCAGAAGGAAAGCACUCUGCAUCUUGUUUUGCGUCUUCGUGGUGGUAUGCAGAUUUUCGUUAAGACGUUGACGGGUAAGACCAUCACCCUCGAAGUUGAGUCGUCGGAUACGAUCGACAACGUCAAGGCGAAAAUCCAGGACAAGGAAGGCAUUCCUCCCGACCAGCAGCGCCUGAUCUUCGCAGGCAAGCAGUUGGAGGACGGGCGCACUCUUUCUGAUUACAACAUUCAGAAGGAGAGUACUCUUCACCUUGUUCUCCGUCUGCGUGGUGGUCUCUGAGUCGCUGGAUGUUUGUGUUGUUGCCGCUAGCUCGUUGGUCGCGUUGGUGUUCGCCAGAUGUCUGCAUGAUCGUGUACAAUCAUUGUAAUAUCGCAAUUUCGGAAAUGCCACGUCAUGGUCGUGUAUGUU